Messenger RNA from Diospyros lotus (date-plum), 2165 nucleotides. RefSeq names its product probable protein S-acyltransferase 7. The coding region runs from base 823 to 1965 and encodes 380 amino acids. The record is from RefSeq and is a predicted model, not a curated record. Gene Ontology annotation, biological process: peptidyl-L-cysteine S-palmitoylation; protein targeting to membrane. Gene Ontology annotation, cellular component: Golgi apparatus; endoplasmic reticulum. The transcript has 7 exons. Gene Ontology annotation, molecular function: protein-cysteine S-palmitoyltransferase activity. NCBI's taxonomy places the organism in Eukaryota, Viridiplantae, Streptophyta, Magnoliopsida, Ericales, Ebenaceae.
UGAAUCAAUCAGGCGUCGGUUUGAUUGGGAAAGAACAAAGCCGUCCCCGUUCUCAGUUGUUCCCGUUACUAGAUUGGGAUUCCCGCCGUUGAAUUUACCGAAAUUAUGGCCGGCGGCGUGUGUUUUGCCUUCCGGCUGUGGCCACCAGCGUAGGCUGCGGUGGCCUGCACUUGCAGCGGGGCUUAGUCAACUGCCAUUCCCCCAAAACAAAGAGCCGCCUUUCUUUUCAUUUUUCCCUCACUAUUCAAUUCUCCAGUCCGCCCUAUUGGCCUAUUACUUUGGGGGGAGAGAGAGAGAGAGAAGAGAGAGAGAGAGAUGUAUGCGGUGGCUCCUCCGCCUACGAGUUCCAACUCGGCCGCCGGACCCGGCGAUGAAACGGCGGCGGUCCGCACUUACCAGACCUGGAAAGGCAGCAACGGUUUUUUCUCGGGAAAAUCAGGUUUCUGGUCUUCUUGAACGCUGAGCUCCGUUGGGUCAAUGAGUUAUCUUAGAAUCAGUGAAUUCCGUUUCUGUUAAUUAGCUGGGAUUAUAGGUGCAGACCGUCUUAGUUUAUAUUGCAGUAGUGAUCGUGCCAGGAAAAGACUGCGUGAUGCCAAUAGAAAAGAAUUUAUUGCAAGUACAACUGAGUAGAAACUUUUGGCGACCCACCCGCAUCAUGGAUAUAAUGACAUGUUCGAGUCUUUAAGAAAGAACAGUUUUAGCAACUUUCCCCGAAGCUUGAGUUUAUCAUGCGGGACAGGGAAAAUAGGUUUUGAAUGAAGCAUAUUUUUUCUUCAGGGGAGGUUCAUAUUCGGACCUGAUGUGAGAUCACUUUUCCUAACGAUGUUCCUUAUAGUUGCCCCAGUUGCUGUUUUCUGUGUCUUUGUUGCCAGAAAAUUGCUGGAUGAUUUUUCUCAUCAUUUGGGAAUAUUAAUAAUGGUGGUGGUUAUUGUUUUCACAUUAUUUGACUUGUUACUCCUACUAAUGACCUCUGGGAGAGACCCUGGCAUAAUUCCUCGCAAUGCUCACCCUCCAGAGCCAGAAAGUUAUGAUGGAAAUGCUGAAGUUGGGUCUGGCCUAACACCCCGUUUGCCCCGCAGCAAGGAUGUGGUUGUCAAUGGAGUAACUGUGAAGAUCAAAUAUUGUGACACCUGCAUGCUUUAUCGACCUCCUCGAUGCUCUCACUGUUCAAUAUGCAAUAACUGUGUUGAGCGGUUUGACCAUCACUGCCCUUGGGUUGGUCAGUGUGUUGGAUUGAGGAAUUACAGGUUCUUUUUCAUGUUUGUGUCGUCGACAACUCUUAUUUGCGUAUACGUAUUCGGGUUUUGCUGGGUUUACAUCAAGAAGAUCACAGAGAGUGAGAAAACAUCGGUCUGGAAAGCGAUGACCAAGAGCCCUGCUUCCUUGGUGCUAAUAAUUUACACUUUCAUAGCAGUCUGGUUCGUGGGCGGCCUUACCAUCUUUCAUCUUUAUCUCAUGAGUUCAAACCAGUCGACAUACGAAAAUUUUAGAUACCGAUACGAUGGACGCUCCAAUCCUUAUAACCGCGGAACGAUCAGGAAUUUGCAAGAGAUUCUCUGCACCAGCAUUCCCCCAUCAAAGAACAAAUUCAGAGCAAAGGUGCUAAAGGAGCCGGGAAUUCCCCCUCGCCUGGUGGCCGGUAGUUUUGUUGGCCGCUCAAACAUGGAAAAACCAGUAGUGGCUGACGACAUAGAAGCAGGAAACAAGCCUAACUGCAGGGAUGAAGAUGAAACCGUGCGAUUCAGCAACGAUGAAAGUGUGGACAAGGACGAAGGAUCGGAUUUAAGCAGGAACCUGACCAGUGAUGCUGCAGAUGUCCGAAUUACAUUACAUCCAAGGCGAUCCAGCUGGGGGAGGAGAAGCGGGAGCCUGGACAUAUCGCCUGAAGUUCUCGCCUUUGCCGCAUCCCAAGUUGGGGAUUCCGAUCGGAGCAGCGGCCUGAACUUGACGGAGAACGGGCAAUGACAGCGGCCGCUCAGGUGAGCAAUUUCUAUUAAAUCUUGUAUACGAAAGGGGAAGAGAAAAAAGAUAGGCUUCAUUAUCAGUCAAAAGCGUUCGGGUGCGGCUGUAUAUUGGUACCAAAAUACGGGUGUGUUUUAUUAUAUGGGCCUCUAUUCUAAAAAUGUUUAGGCUUUUUGCCACUUUUAAUCAUUUUGUUUUGUUUA